Molecule: messenger RNA, 3570 nt
Organism: Gopherus evgoodei (Goodes thornscrub tortoise)
Lineage: Eukaryota; Metazoa; Chordata; Testudines; Testudinidae
Product: transducin-like enhancer protein 2
Exons: 22
Coding region: 753-2978 (741 amino acids)
Biological process (GO): negative regulation of canonical Wnt signaling pathway; regulation of DNA-templated transcription
Cellular component (GO): transcription regulator complex; nucleus
Molecular function (GO): protein binding; transcription corepressor activity
Source: RefSeq, a predicted model, not a curated record
UAGGGGCUGGUUUUCUCACCAGCAUGAAGGCUCGGGUGUAAUAAUAAUGAUUAAUAAUGAUCCUGCAGGGAGUGGGGGCCCUUUUGGAGGAUUCUGCUCCGGGCAGGAGAAGGCAUCCAUGGCCUGGCUUUUCGGGCUCCUGGAAAGCCAGGCUGCCUCCCUGCCUAAUAAUCAGUGGUUGUCAUUUAGGGGGACUCUCUCCUGUCGGAGUCACACGCGCACACACAAAGCACGUGCUGUUUCCAGUGCCCAGUGUCAAGCCAUGGGCUGGCGAGAUGCUGCUGUGUAACACCGACAGACCGUUCUGCUGUCCAAAGAGCCAGGAAAAAUGAAACCAGGCGGAUGGAGGCAGCGUGGGCUCCCAGAGGAUAAAGUUUAUUAAGACAGAUUAUAUUUCCCCCCCAGCCCUGUGUCCGAUGGGGGGGCCGAGGCAACCCGGCCAAGCAGGACCCACUGGGGAGGAAUUCUCUCUCCCCUUUCACCCGACGGAAAUGUUCUUCGCCCCGGCUGAGCCGUACCCACAACAAUAAAUAAUUGCAUUUCCAAAAAAAAUUAAAAAAAAAAAAAAGCCCAUCGGAGGAAGAUUCCAAUAUCCAUCCGUCCGUCCCUCCCGGAGACAGGAUUCCUUCGCCCUCUUGUUCUCCCGGUGGCCAGUGGCUGUUGGAGAAGUUAAAGCAGCAGCCAGGGUGGGGAGGUUAAAGAGGGUGUUCUCCCUCCUCCGGUGGGCAUCAAUUUUGGGCAAGUCCCCCAGGAUGUACCCACAAGGACGGCACCCUGCUCCGCUUCAGUCUGGGCAGCCCUUCAAGUUCUCGAUUUUGGAGAUCUGCGACCGGAUUAAGGAAGAAUUCCAGUUCCUGCAGGCUCAAUAUCACAGUCUGAAGCUGGAAUGUGAGAAGCUGGCGAGUGAGAAGACCGAGAUGCAGAGACAUUAUGUCAUGUAUUACGAAAUGUCUUAUGGGCUGAACAUUGAAAUGCACAAGCAGGCUGAAAUAGUGAAGAGGCUGAGUGCCAUCUGUGCCCAGAUCCUACCGUUCCUGACGCAGGAGCACCAGCAGCAGGUGCUGCAAGCCGUGGAGCGGGCCAAGCAGGUGACCAUGGGGGAACUGAACAGCCUCAUUGGGCAGCAGCAGCUCCAGCACCUCUCCCACCAUGCGCCUCCCAUCCCGCUCACCCCGCACCCUUCGGGCAUGCAGCCUUCCAGCCUGGCCAGCGCCUCGGGACUCCUGGCCCUGUCAGGGGCACUGGUGGCCCAGUCUCAGCUCUCUGCAAAGGAGGACAGGGGGGCUCAGGAUGCUGAGAAUAACAGAGAGCGCACGCCAAGCCGGAGCAUUUCUGCCUCCCCUCCGGAGAGCCUGCAGGCCGAAGAGUGCCCGGGCGGCACCGGGCUGAAGCGGAAACGGGAGGAGAAGGACCUGCCGGGACAUUACCAGGACAGCGACGGGGACAAGAGCGAUUAUAACCUAGUAGUGGAUGAGGACCCGCCCUCUGAGCCCAGCAGCCCUGCCCAUGCACCCAGCGCUAAGCUCCCACCCGCCCGCAGGGACAUGCCCGAGAGCCCAGCCUCCCUGGCCUCCAGCCGGAGCACAACACCCCUCAAACUGAAGGACCAGAGCCUGAACGAUGUCUCAGCCAACACUCCCACCUCCAAGUCCUCCAGCUCCUCUCCUCCACGGGACUCCCUAACGCCCGGCCCCGGGCCAAGCUCGGCCUCCCAUCUCCGGCAACUGUCCUCCAAGCCGCCUGCCACGGACACCAUCACUCUGCGCAGCCCCCUGAGCGUGCCCAGCACCUACGCGUCUUCGUUCGGGAUGGUGCCCCACGCCACCGUCAACGGCGAGCUCGCGGCCCCUAGCUCCUAUGUGAGCAUCCACCUCUCUCCGCAAGUCAGCGGGACGGUGCUGUACGGACGGUCCCCUCUGGUGGCGUUUGAAUCUCACCCUCACCUGAGGGCAUCCACUGUCUCCUCCUCUCUGCCAGCCAUCCCCGGUGGGAAACCCGCCUACUCCUUCCACGUGAGCGCCGACGGGCAGAUGCAGCCGGUCCCCUUCCCUCCCGACGCCCUUAUCGGCACCGGCAUCCCCCGGCACGCCCGCCAGCUCCACACCCUGACCCACGGCGAGGUGGUCUGCGCCGUCACCAUCAGCAACUCCACCCAGCAUGUCUACACGGGGGGCAAGGGCUGCGUGAAGGUGUGGGACGUGGGGCAGCCUGGGACCAAGACGCCCGUGGCGCAGCUGGACUGCCUGAACCGCGACAACUACAUCCGCUCCUGCAAGCUCCUCCCGGACGGGCGCAGCCUCAUUGUGGGGGGGGAGGCCAGCACCUUGUCCAUCUGGGACCUGGCUGCGCCCACCCCCCGCAUCAAGGCGGAGCUGACCUCCUCGGCGCCCGCCUGCUAUGCCCUGGCCAUCAGCCCCGACGCCAAGGUCUGCUUCUCCUGCUGCAGCGACGGCAACAUCGUGGUGUGGGACCUGCAGAACCAGACAAUGGUCAGGCAGUUCCAGGGCCACACGGACGGCGCCAGCUGCAUCGAUAUCUCCAACUACGGCACCAAGCUGUGGACGGGGGGACUGGAUAACACGGUGCGGUGCUGGGACCUGCGGGAGGGGCGUCAGCUGCAGCAGCACGAUUUCAGCUCCCAGAUCUUCUCGCUGGGUUACUGUCCCUCAGGGGAGUGGCUGGCUGUCGGCAUGGAGAGCAGCAACGUGGAGAUCCUGCACGUGGCCAAGCCGGAGAAAUACCAGCUCCACCUCCAUGAGAGCUGCGUCCUCUCCCUCAAAUUCGCCUCCUGCGGUAAAUGGUUCGUGAGCACAGGGAAAGACAACCUGCUGAACGCCUGGAGGACGCCCUACGGAGCCAGCAUCUUCCAGUCCAAAGAGUCCUCGUCGGUGCUAAGCUGUGACAUCUCGAUCAACGACAAGUUCAUCGUCACGGGCUCCGGCGACAAGAAAGCCACCGUCUACGAAGUGGUUUACUGAAGCGUGCGCACGGGGUGGGCCUCGCCGCUGCCGGGACCGAGCUGUACCGUGACCAAAACCCCGGGGCCACCUGGGGCAGCCUGGCCAACCACUUGCCGUGGGCUCAGGAUUCGGCGUGCGCUGGGAGUGGGGCCCCCUCCCCACCGCUUCAGCUGCAGAGCGGCCCGAGAGCCUCGCACGGUCGUUCCCGGCUCGGAGAUGGGCCCUGUCGGUGCUUCCUCAGGCCGAGUGCGACGCUGCCGCCACACGCAAACAGGUGUGGGCGGAUGGAGACACGAGACGCCUCGCUUCCUUUCUGCAUCUUCCCCGCGUCCUCCCAGGGGCGGAUGAGGGAAUAAGGACUAGCCGGGAUCUUACUGGCGUGGGGGUUUUGGAGGGAGAGGCCAGGCCCGAGGGGCUUCCCAGCUCGGGGACUAGCAAUGGCCGGCUCCCAAGGCAUGGAGGGGAGUUGCUACAGUGCAAGCGAUGCUGUUAUCACUCAGCGAGCGAAGGGGUCCUGCCACUUCUUCCACAUUAUUGCUACUGAUUUAAUGAUGCCAAUUUUCUGUUGAGAAAACAGCUGUAAUUUCUCCUUGGUAAUUAAAUGUAUUUA